GAAUGAGUUGGCCGAGUCCCUUCAUACGACGAUGGUGGAGAGGAGCCAGUUGGUUCUUCAGGAGUCCGCCUCCCAGCUUCCUCCCGAGACUCCGGUCGAGUCUGUGGCUCCUCCACAGGAUGCUGGAUUUCAGAUCUUGACGGAGACGUUGGAUCAGACUCUCGGGAGGAGGCCGGGGACAUAUUGUCGAGGGAUGGGGAAUGCCCGGCAGAGGGAACCUCGACCUCGUUCAUCGGCGCAGUCAAACAGUCAGGUCACUGCUUUGACAGCACAGGUGGCCACUCUUCAGAGCCAGAUGUCGGUCAUUCUGCAGUCCCUCGCACGGUCCGGCAUUCCAGUGCCGCAUUUUGAUGCGCCGACCUCCGAGCCCGUCCAUCCCGGGCAUCCCCACCAGACCACUGCCCCGGGUGGCCAAGGAUGA
Prunus persica (peach) is the source of this 421-nucleotide messenger RNA. RefSeq lists its product as uncharacterized. Lineage: Eukaryota; Viridiplantae; Streptophyta; Magnoliopsida; Rosales; Rosaceae. The transcript has 3 exons. Bases 32 to 421 code for a protein of 129 amino acids. The record is from RefSeq and is a predicted model, not a curated record.